UGCAGAGUAAUCUGAAGUUUUCCCUCCUGCCGAAGAGGCUGAUAAUCUGUAAGCGUUUAGCUCAGUGUCUGCACCCGGCCCUGCCCAGCGGGGUGCACCUCAAGGCCCUGGAGACCUAUGAGGUCAUCUUCAAGAUCAUCGGAACCAAAUGGCUCGCCAAGGAUCUCUUCAUAUACAGCUCGGGGCUGUUCCCGCUCCUGGGUCACGCCGCCAUGGCGGUGCGGCCGUCGCUGCUGAAGCUGUACGAGCGCUACUUCCUGCCCCUGCAGCGCUCCCUGCUGCCCAGCCUGCAGGCCUUCGUCAUGGGGCUGCUGCCCGGCCUGGAGGAGGGCCUGGAGGUCUAUGACAGAACUGACGCUCUGAUGGUGAAGCUGUCCCUGCUGGUGGGGCAGCACCUCUUCUAUAGUGCCCUUUGGAGCAGCAUACUGAUCAGCCCCCUGCUUCGCCUCCCCGCCACCUCCUUCAUCGUCCUCCACUUCGACCGCAUGGGCUCCGGCCAUGAGCAGCGGUACAUGCUGGGGUCCAACCACAUGCUGGCGAUGCAGGCCAUUUAUCUGGCUCUGCAGGAUGCUAACGUGCUGGUGCAGAGGAACACAUUGGAGAUCCUGCUCUUCUUCUUCCCUCUCUCCUCCUGUCAGGAUCCAGCCGAGGCCUGCGUUCCCAUUACUCAGGAUGACGUGGUCAGCAUCAUGUCUGCUGCUUCCCUCACCCUGCUGAGGAGAGACCUGUCACUCAACAGGAGGAUGUAUGCUUGGCUCCUGGGUACAGACUGCAAGGGGGGCAUGGUAGCCCCAGACCCCAACAUAUCCACCACACUGGAGUGCCACGGCACCUUCUACUUUGAUAAAUACUCCAGAGACUUACUAAUACAGGCUCUGAUAAACAUCCUGGAGCAGAAGAAGACAUUCACAGAUGCAGAGAAUGUGCUGGAAUACCUCAGACCCCUUAGGAUCAUCAUCAUCCUGCUGGAAAAACCAGAGAUAGGUACUCAGGUAGCAGGUGAGCUGAUGUUGGAGGUGAUCAGGGCGCUGUACAGGUGCUGCAGAGGGCCAAUCACUGGGGGCCAGGGUACCAGAGAGAACAGGAACAUGGCCGAGCUCCUGAAGACCAUGAACGUGCUGAUCAGCUCCCUGGGCACCGAGUACCUGUGGGACUACAUGAGUGGGCAAUUUCACUCCUGUCUCAGCAUGGGUAACUCAGGAGACCCAUCAGCCUCUGCACACACAGACAGGAGGUCUCCACCCCCCAGGGCUCCCCCCUCCCUCUCUGAGCUCUCUGAGCUCAUUACCUUCCUGCUGGAUGUCAUCCCCCUGGAGCUGUACUCUGAAAUCCAGACCCACUACCUGCCUCAGAUGCUGGUCAGAAUGCUGCGUGCCCUGCAGGGUCACAUGACCACCCUGAGCCUAUCAGAACUGACCCAGGGCCUGAACGCCUGCUUGAAGGUGCUGACCAGGAUCCAGACACCUGCAGGCUGCUCAGGGAAGACCAAAGAGCCACAAACCCUGGGGGAGAAAGGGAGCCAGGCCCAGGGUGGGAUGGAGGCGCAGGAAAAGGAAGAGGAAGAGGAGGAGGAAGAGGAAGAAGACCAGACUGCUGAGGAGGGGCUGGAGACAACAGAGCUGACAGGAGAGCAAGAGCAGAAAGAGCAGGAAAAACAGGAAGAGGAGCGGGAGGAGGAGCAGGAGGUGAACAGCAGAUGCUCAGCACUAACUCCGCCCCCGCAGGCUGACUACAGUGCGACAGACCUAGUGGCCCCACCCUCAGAGUCGACCCCGGGCAAUCCGGAGGAGGGGCUUGAGUCAUGCCCAAAGAGGGAGGAUGUGUGGAGGCGGGGCGGCAGCAUGGAGAACAUGGCCAAAUGUGUGGAGGACAUCCUGGCCUCCUUCAUAGCCAGGCACCUCCUCGAUGUGGUGGGGGAGGAGCAGGAACCCGGGGAGGCCGGGGACGCUAAGCCCCCCUUGGGACAGACGGAGAGCCAGGAGCCGCCGCUGAAUCCACAGCCCGGGGGCGCUGCCCCUGACAAACAGAUGCAGCAGGAUGUGGACGGCCCCUCAGGGGACAGGGAGGGAUGGGGGGCAGGACGCCUGGACUGGAGGGAGAGGCUCAAGGCCCGAGAUGGGGGGAGGAUUCCGGAGGCCUGCUGCCGGGCGUUCUCCGUCACGUGUCACCUCCUGCUGGAAUGCACCACCUUUCCCCUGUACCUAUCAGAGGAGGAGAUGGAGGGCCUGUGCGCCUGCGUGUUCCACAGCACAGGAAAUGUUGAGGACACCCUUCCCCUGUGGCUGAUGUCGUUGAUGAUGUGUUGUCUGUUGAAGGACCACCAUAUCCAACAUGUGGCCAUGUCCACCAUGCUAGAACUAGUCGACCGCUCUCAGUCCUUACUUCUGGUAAUAGAAGACAAGAUUCGGCGCUACAAAAGCUCAAAGAAUAACCCCUUCAGUGGUCAGCUGCACAUGGUCACCGCUCCGCCCCUUAACCCCACCCUUCUUACAGUCAUGGCACAGAGCACCGAUUUUUACCAGCGUGUGGCCCAGGUGCUGUGGGGGCAGCUGGAUACGGAGCAGAGGGAACUGCACGUUCCCACCGUGGAGCUCUUCUAUCGCCUGCACUGCCUGGCACCGUCUGCCUCCAUCUGCGAGAAUAUCAUCUGCCAGGAACUAAUCCACAAAGACAAGACUGUUCGUCUGGAAGCCCUCCACAGGUUUUCAGUUUUAUGGCAUUUGACACGAGAGACCCAGACCAAUGUGACCAUGUUGCUCAACCGCUCAUUUGAUAGAUCCUUGUUUGUGGUUCUGGAUAACUUGAACAGUCCAGACGGGGCCAUCAGUACCGCAGCGCAGAGCUGGCUGAUCCGUGUUCUUUCCCUUAACGACGUAAUCCGGAUCUUAGAACCAGUUCUGCUCCUCCUACUCCACCCCACAACCCAGUGUUCUUCCAUCCAAUGGGUCAAACAGAACCUAACAGUGGACAAUCUGCAGCAGCUCAGCUGUAGACAGUGGGAAUUCUCUGGGGAUUUUGGGAGGUCAGCUGAAGCCAUGGCAACUGACGGCCAAUCAGAAGAGAGCCCACUGAGCCAUGUGACGCCUGUGGAGCGUGCAGCGCUGUGGGCUGAGAUGGAGAGUGCUCCUGGGACCGCCAAGAUGGUGACGGAGUCCGCUGAAGAGGACAGGUUCAUGGGAAAGGGGGAAGAGGCGGAGGGAGAGGAGCAGAGAGAGGAGGAGAAAGAGGAGAUGAGACAGGAACGGGAUCAGGAGGUGGAGGAGGAGAGAGAGAGCAGGGAGCACUCAGAACUGGCAGAGUCCUAUAGCAGCUCAGACUCACUCUCCCCUGUGCAGCCGCUGGACUGUGAUAGCAGUGGGGAUGAGACCCCGUCCAUCGACCUGCGAAGGGUGGACUCUGCCCCCACCCUUGGGUCCGAGGACGAGGACCUGGAGCAGGAGGCCAUGGCGCACCUGCGCCUCCUCAAGCAGGAGAAGGAGAAGCGGGAGGCGCUGGAGUCAUUGUUCAGACAUACGCUGCUGUACCUGCAACCGCAUGACUCGGCCCCCGUGUGCCACGCCCUAUCCGUGGUGGAGAUGCUCCUGCGCUCCUGCCCUGCCCCCUUCAUUCAGGCCCUGUGCUCCACCUACAUCCACCCUGACUCCGCCCACCACCGCCUCAUAUGCAACCUGACACAGCGCCACCUUCAGGCACAGGAGGGGCACAGCUUCUAUGCCCCUCUGCUGAUCCCGCCCGUCCGGCCCCGCCCCAUCCUGCUAGUAGAGCUGCUCACCUGCCUGUGCCUGCAGUUCCUCCGUUCCUUUUACCCCUGCUACCUGCAUGUGGACCCGGCCCAGCUCUCCCUCAACCGGGACCUGCAGGUGAAAAGUGCUGAGGUACUGGCCCUGCUCAUGGGCCAGCUGGUGGGUGUGACCGGGAGGCAGGAUGUAGGCGGAGCUGGGAGGCGGGACAUAGGGAUGAGGGAGCUGGUGUGGAGGCUGCUCUCGGGGUGCAAGGUUCAGCGGCAUGCCUUGCUGGCGCUGUGCGCCUCCAUGCACAUCACCCAGAGGCCCGGGGGGGCGGGCCCGCGCAGGGAGGGACUGCUGGAGGAGGACGGCGGGGUCUCGGAAGAGAACCUGAUCAACCUGGGCGGGGGCCAGGCGUGGAGCGAGCAGGCCCUGCAGGUGGAGCUGCUGAAGCUGCUGCAGGUGCUGAUGGUGCUGGAAAAGCAGGUGUGGAUGGGUGGGGCAGGGGGCGGGGCCCCGGGGGGGCAGGUGUGUGUGUCCCCGCUGGGCUGGGAGUGGCAGGAGGCGGUGCUGUUCCAGCAGUCCGCGCGCUCGCUGCAGUAUGUGCAGACACGCCCCCUUCCCGCCCAGGCUAUGCUUGUGUCUGCCGCCGCCCGUGCCCUGCAGCCUUGCUACGGUUACACCCUGCACGCCCACUGGGUGGCGCUCAUCUCUGCCUCCCUGCCGUACCUGGGCUCCUCGCUGGCUGCUAUCUCUGCACCCUUCACUGCCCAGGUCUGCAGGAACCUGGACGAGCUGGUCCAACAGCACCGGUGUCCACCUGAGCCUGUCAGCAGAUGUAGUUUGAAGAAGGAGAACAUGGCCCCUGAUUACCCUCUGACCCUGCUGGAUGGCCUGACCAACAUCACUCACUACUGCCUCCUGCUGCAUACCAAGAAGUCUCUCGCGAUGCCCUACCUGGCAGAUUUCCAGGAUGCUCGCGAAGCUCUGCUGAACGAGCUGCCGCGGAUGCUGGUCACCAUGGUGAUGCUGUGGGGAGUGGUCCAGAAGGAGGAGACGCAGAGGAGUACCCUGAACUCAGAUGGCACCCUCAGCUGCAGCAGGACCUCCCCCACUUCUGUCUACUUUAGGAGCAUCAAGAUCCUGAGGCAGAAAGUUCUGGAGUUCCUGAACCCUCUCGUGGCGCAGUUUGGGGUUCAGGUCAUGGCAUCGGUGGGUGCUGUGUGGGGCGAACUGAGAAGCUGGGGGGGCCACAACCAAAACAAGAUUUUGCCAGUUGCCAAUGAGUUCCAUGUGACUGUAGUGGAGCUGAUUAAGUCUCUGAGCAUGCUCAGUACGAACACCAUUCUGCAGCUGGUCAAAGAGGUGCUCAGAACUAAACCCUACCAGACCAAAGGAGACCAGAACUUCCUCCAGGCCCUUCCCAUGCUGCAUUUCACCUACACCUUCAUCCAGGGUGUUCCUGCGGAGUCCCUCCAGGAUAGCAUCUGUCCCCUUCUAAGCCUCCUGAAGGAGUCUGUGCAGCUGAGCCUGCCCCCCCUGGGGUAUUUCCUCCUGCUGGGGAUCCUCAAUGACUUUGUAAACAGGUCUCCCAAUCUGGACAACAAGAAGGACAGCAGAGAUGUGCAGGAGGUGACGCAGCGGGUUCUGGAGGUUGUGGGUGGGGUAGCGGGAUCCUCCCUGCAGCAGACCAGCUGGCUCAGCCGCACCCUGGAGGUCCGAGCCCAACCGCAAAACCUGGAACACACCCACCUUUACGACUCUGAGACUCUGGCAGAAGCCACAGCAUCAUUCUACAGCAUCCAGGCUCUUGCCCUGCUGGCUGAGGUGCUGGCUCCUCUCUUGGAUGUGGUGUUUCGCAGUGAUGAGAAGGAGAAAGCCCUUCCACUCAUCUCCCGCCUCCUGGACUACGUAUUUCCAUACUUGAAGAACCACAGUAUUUACAAUGUGCCCAGUUUCUGCACCAGUGCACGACUGCUACAGGGCCUGAGCGAGUACGCUUACACCAAACGCGUCUGGAAGAGGGAAGCCUUCGACCUGUACAUGGACCCCCACUUCUUCCGCAUGGAUCCAUCCUGCAUUGCACAUUGGGGAUCCAUUAUUGAUCACCUGAUGACCUAUGAGAAGACCCUGUUCAAGGACCUGGCGAACAUGCAGAGUAGUGCACUGAAGCUCUCUCCAAACUAUGAGCAGAAGGCCAUGCUUCUGAAGCGCCAGGCCUUUGCCAUGAUCAGCGGAGAGUUGGACCAGUACAGUCUCUACCUGCCACUAAUCCAAGAGCGUGUGACAGAGAGUUUGCGUGUGGGGCAGGCUCCUUCAGUGAUGGCACAGAUCUUCCUCCUGUUUCGGGUGCUUUUGCUUCGGAUCUGCCCCCAGCACCUCAUCUCCCUGUGGCCUGUCAUGGUCACUGAACUGAUCCAUGUGUUUGUUAAACUGGAGAAAACUUUGCUGGAAGGCCAAGAACUUUCAAGGAACCCCAGUAAGGGACGAGGAGCACAGGGGACGCAAGAGAGGAACGGACCAGCAUUCCUCUUCUCCCGCAGUGAGCUGGAAAUGUACCUUUCAGCCUGCAAGUUUCUGGACGCUACACUGUGUUUUCCCCCGGAGAGAAUCCCCCUUUUCCAGAUGUAUCGCUGGGCCUUUGUUCCUGAGGUGGAUGUGGACAGCUACAGCGGUCCAGAGAAUAGCAUCAUGGAGGGAGAGGAGGAGUGCCAGCCUCAUGUGGUCAGGGUGCUGGAUGGCCUACGCUGCAGAUACAAGGAACUGAACAUCAUAGGGGAGCUUACCUGCACAGAACACCUGGGCUUCCCGCUCCUCCCCCAGCGCUCCAUCUCCAGCCUCACCCAACUCGAGCCCUUCUUCAGGGCCCUAAGCUGCCCCCCGAAGGGGCCCCAGUCUAUGGCCGACUAUGUGGCCCCCAACAGCAGUAAGAUCCUGAGCAAGCUGGAGGAGAUCAUCCAGAAUGAUUUUCUGGAGAACAUGGACAGCUAGAACCAGGACCUCUGCAACACUGGAGAAUGAAACUGUUCUGUUGGUCUGUGACUGGAAUGUGCAUUACAGAGCUGCUAUUUGAAUCUGCUGUUUGUCAAUAGUUCACUGCGGUCCAUAUGCAAGCCUGUCGUAGAGACUUAUGGAGUUUUCAGCCUCAAACCAGCCUUAAUCUCAAAUAUCAGCAAGAACAGACCAUGUCAGAUUUGGGUUUUAUGUGAGGGGUGAUAAUACUGCCUCAAACUCAAUAGCUGGCAUCAUACCUGGCACAUUUGGUAGAGAUGCUUGAAGUACAUGAAGAGAAUCUUACUUGAAGGAUGUAAAAAAUUCCUUGUUCUCUGUUGAGCCAACAUAUCAUUAAUAAGGUAAAGUGCAGUUUGCUGAAUGUUCCAAUCUGCUUUGCUUUCUUCUAGAAGCAGACAAGGUAUUCACUGUUGCAUCUAAAAUUCUUCAGAUAUAAUUUACAGUAACAGAUGGUAGGUGACUAUAGUCGGAUUUUAAAGUUUUUAUUUCUUAUAGAAUUUACAUAUAUUAUGUUUUUUCACUGUCUAAUUUAAUAAACUAUGUAUUAAUAUUUUAAGAAAGCUGAAAACAUGAUAGAUAAGUUCAUUUGUUGUUUGAAUUAAAAUCAGUAAAUUAUUACUUGUAAAUUAACUCAUUUUCAUUUUAUUUUAUUACCUCUCAUAAAUAAUCUCUUUACUCUGCAUAUCAAAAUGUAAUUAAAAGGGGUCCUUAAAUCCUUAAGAAAAAUGUUUCAUUCGUUUAUAAUAAAAUGAAUGUUACUGUG
Anguilla rostrata (American eel) is the source of this 7500-nucleotide messenger RNA. RefSeq names its product protein dopey-2-like. Bases 213 to 6716 code for a protein of 2167 amino acids. Lineage: Eukaryota; Metazoa; Chordata; Actinopteri; Anguilliformes; Anguillidae. The transcript is spliced from 36 exons. The record is from RefSeq and is a predicted model, not a curated record. Gene Ontology annotation, cellular component: trans-Golgi network; endosome. Gene Ontology annotation, biological process: Golgi to endosome transport.